This is a messenger RNA of Durusdinium trenchii, 1692 nucleotides long. Lineage: Eukaryota; Dinophyceae; Suessiales; Symbiodiniaceae. The record is from the annotation of a GenBank genome assembly.
AUGCUUGCUUUGUUUUUAUUUCUAGCUACUGGCCUUGCCUCUCAGCUGCCGACAUGUUGGGACUCCAACAUCACCGGGCUAAGCAUCGACUGCUCCACUGGAGGCUUCGUGGAGGUCCGGGUUCGAGCCCUCCAUGGCUUGAUCGUCGGGCAGGAUGCGCAGGGCAUCAGCUAUAGCCAGCCUGCUGGGGCGCGGCAGAUUGGUGAGGCAUCAAGCACAGACAUUGGCGAUGACCGCCAGGAUUGGGCCAUUUUAAGUGGUGACUGCCAAUAUGUCAAUUCUCGUCUUCCGACCGUCACGUACAAGAGGUGCAGUGACAACGUCCUCCGCGAUCCCUAUGAGGGCUUUGAUACUGUCCACCUUCAGGCCUGCAACGAGACGGCGCUCGUGCGGGAGUUUCGCCUCGCGAUGGGGCUGGCGCGACUUGAAGCAGACCUGGCAGCAGUUGUGAGGCUCCAGCGGCUCCAACCCACGACGGGCCCUUUCACUGGCGGAACAUCGGUGAAUCUGACGGUGUCCGGCUUGUCGGGAUUGAAUCAGACGCAGGUUUGUGCUGGGAGGGUCGCUGGGGCGCUUCCAAGUCGCCUGGAGCCUCAGGGGUCGCCCAUUUGUGUCUUUGCACCGUAUUUGGUGCUGCUGGAAGCUGCCCUGGGCGAUUCCAUCGAAGCGGACCCCCGUUGGCACCAGCUGCUGGAGGCUGUCGGUUCUUCACUUUGUGCAGAGCUGGCGGGCAACGGUGUCCUUGCCGCUGUGCAUUGGAAGCCGCGGCAAGCCGGUCAGAGCCAUCGCAGGGUAAUGGCGGCCCUGAUCCUCGCGGACCCUGCCGUGUGCCACACACUCCGGCAGCAGCACUGGUCACGUGUCCGACGUUUCCUCCGAGAUCAGGCCUUUGUGCGUUGGAAGGACGGCCUCGAUACGGCGGAUCCCGAAAGGUCGAAGGGACAUUGCAGGCAGCUCUUGGACGCGCUGCAGCUGCGGCGUGUGGAGAGCCCGGGCUUCGCCUUGGAGCUGCCGGUGGAGUGGCUGGAGGGCAUGGCCGAGAAGCCCCACGCGCGGUGCUCGGCGGUGCGGGCGCAGUGCCCUUGGGAACGCUUCUUCCAGCAUUUUGGGCCGCUCUCCUUGCUGGAACGCGUUCUCACCGAGCCUGGCCGUGCGGUGCUCUUGGCCUGUUUCCAGGACCCCGCCGCCGCCGAAGACAUUGCCUCCCCGAUGACUGCAGGCCGAUGUUUGUACUUCCCCUGGCGAGAGACCUGCACGGACUGCUUCCCGGUCCUUUGCGCCUUACGCGACUAUGAUACCUUGAAGGCACAGCUAUAUCGCCAGGAGCAGUUGCAGGACGAGGAGCCCGCUUACCUCCUGCGUCGCCUGGGUGAGCGGCCUCCGAAACCCAGUCCUCCCGAGGCAAUCCUGGUGACCAGCAGCCGUGGCACCUGGCGCUGCGGCCGAGAAGGCGUGGAGAUCUCCUUGCGCGCGGCCCAUGUGUCCAAGGUGCAUGCGGUGCUCGAGCUGUCUCGUCAGGGAACCAGCUGGAGACUCACUGUUCAGGACCUCUCCACCAAUGGCACUUGGGUGAACGGAAAGAAGCUGAGUCCUCAAGAGAAACAGCCCCUAACUCGGAACGAUCAGAUUUGCUUCGUGCCGCCCGCCAACGGCGUUGAGCCCUUGGUUUAUGAGGUCGUGCCGCUGCCCUGA